AAAACCCACACACACAUCAGAGAACUCACACUGGUGAGAAACCCUAUGAACAUAAUGAGUGUGGGAAGUCCUUCAGCCAGAGCUCAUCAUUUAUUAAACAUAAAAGAAUACACACUGGAGAGAAACCCUCUGAGUACAAAGUUACAAUGAAAGAAAGCCUUCUGAAAUUGGUCAGCUCUUAUUCAGCAUCACAAAUACACACUGGAGAGAAACCAUAUGAAUGUAAUGAGUGUGGGAAAGGCUUUGGCCAAAGAUCAUCCCUGACUCAUUAUCAGAGGACUCAUAAUGGAGAAAACGUCUUUAAAUGUGUUGACUGUGAGAAGGCUUGCAGAGACCACUCUGCUCUCAGAAGUCACUACAGAACUCACACUGGAGAGAACCCGUGCAGGUGUAAUGCAUGUGAGAGAGCCUUCAGCCAGAGUUCACACCUUACCAUACAUCAAGUAAUCCACACCAGAGAGAAGCCUUAUGAAUGUAAUGAACGUGGGAAGGCCUUUAGCCAGAGUGCAAAACUUGCCAAACAUCAGAAAACUCACACUGGAGAGAGACUCUGUAAAUGUAACCAGUGUGGGAAAGCCUUCAGCCAGAGUUCACACCUUACCACACGUCAGAUAAUACAUACUGGAGAGAAACCCUAUGAAUGUGGUAAAUGUGGUAGUCUUUAGCCAGAAUGCAAGUCUCACCAAACACCAAAAGAAUGCUCACUGGAGAAAGACCCUGUGCAUGUAGUGAGUGUGAAAAGCCUUCAGCCAGAGUUUAGUUCUUUUAAGCAUCUGCCAACUCACACUGCCUAGAAAUUUCGUGAAUGUGAUGAGUACUAAUGACUUCUGGUAAAUAUCAGUCACCACCAGAUAUCAAAGAUUUUAACAUAAGGAAAGUUUAUGUAAGAUUUGACAUUUCAUGAAAGGUCAGCAAGUUAAUAUUCUGAGCAAGAGAGCACUAAAUAAAUUUUGUGAGUUACUGUACUUGAGGACAGGUAUUGUGUGGUUCUGAUAUUCCCUAGCAGCUUUUUCUUAGGGCUUUAUACAGUGACUCUGUAGUAAAUGCUUGUAUCGUUAAUAGAUUUUUGGUCAGAUUUGUUGUACUCCCAUCCUCAGAAACUUUUUUAGGCUUUUAAAAAUAGGAAUGCCCCAACUGGAAAUAGAAUCACCCAAAUAAAAUUGAGAAACUGCUUUUAAUUAGGAAGAGCAUCUCAAAUUCUGUAUCUACAGUUUCUAUUCAGAGAAGCCAGGAAUCCAGGUAUCUAUCACAUGGGUCUUCUCCACCAUAACAGAGACAAUACCAGAGGACCUGCAGGAGCAAGAGGAUAACUUUUAAAUAGCCGAUCCCUUUAACAGAGCAAUUCCAUCACUAUGCUUCUCUUUACCUUCUCAUCCCCAACACCACGAGGUUUUAUCUAAGGAAAGACGCAUGGACAGAGAGUGAUUUUCAAGAUUUAUUUCACAAAAAUAGAUUCUACAGGAUGUAAGCAUGUACUCUUUGAAGUCUAUCUUCUCCCCUUUGAACAUACCAGUGAGCAAGUAGAAGAUUGGGAAAGAUAAAGAUACUAAAUCUCCAAGCCUAUUUCUUAUUACUUUGCACUUGGUUUACAAUGUCAUUUUAAGAGAUUCGGCCUUAGGUAGAAAGGUAAGAUGAUAAUAAAUCAGAUUUCCCCUGAAAUACCCACAACAUAGAAGAAUAAAACCAGAAAUCACCUAAACAUGAUGGAACUGGGAGACUUGGUUUACUCCUUCUGUUCCUUCACAGAACUGCUCUGCUUCCUCCUUAAACUUUAUUUCUAUUUAGUUUUAGUUGACUGUUAAUCAGUGUAAGUUCAAAUACAACUUAAAAUAUACUCUAGAUUGUAUGGCACUGCAACCAUUACAAUACAGCCAAACACUGACAACAGAAAUAGCUUCAAUAUAUUGUACAAAAAUUAUUUCUCUAAAUCUUUAGGUCAAUAUUCAGUGAUAAUAAAUGGAAAAUACAACUUAAACUUCAAUUAACUUCAAUUUAAGCUAUCCAUUGAUGGGUUAAUGACAUUGUGGUUAUUUUGAUACGGUUCUAACAACUGGUAUUUUGGGCGGUUUGAGUAUGUAAAAGUCAAUAAUGCUGGUUUUCAUUUGCAAAAUCUGUUAGUUAACAAAUC
This is a messenger RNA of Balaenoptera ricei (Rice's whale), 2128 nucleotides long. RefSeq names its product zinc finger protein 397-like. Gene Ontology annotation, biological process: central nervous system development; regulation of transcription by RNA polymerase II. The record is from RefSeq and is a predicted model, not a curated record. The transcript has a single exon. Gene Ontology annotation, cellular component: nucleus. NCBI's taxonomy places the organism in Eukaryota, Metazoa, Chordata, Mammalia, Artiodactyla, Balaenopteridae. Gene Ontology annotation, molecular function: RNA polymerase II cis-regulatory region sequence-specific DNA binding; DNA-binding transcription factor activity, RNA polymerase II-specific. The coding region runs from base 147 to 665 and encodes 172 amino acids.